Molecule: messenger RNA, 627 nt
Organism: Cyphellophora europaea CBS 101466
Lineage: Eukaryota; Fungi; Ascomycota; Eurotiomycetes; Chaetothyriales; Cyphellophoraceae
Exons: 3
Coding region: 1-627 (208 amino acids)
Biological process (GO): intracellular protein transport; Golgi organization; protein retention in ER lumen
Cellular component (GO): Golgi apparatus; endoplasmic reticulum; COPII-coated ER to Golgi transport vesicle
Source: RefSeq, a predicted model, not a curated record
AUGCGAUUCAACCUGCUCCCGGCCCUGGCGGUCACCAGCUGGAUAGGGGCCGCAGUUGCGCACAACAUUCAACUGAGGGCACAUUCGAGAGAGUGCUUCCAUGAAGAGCUGCAUACAGGCGACAAGAUGACUGUGACAUUUCAAGUUGGCGACCGUGAGAAUGGCGGUGCCGGCAAUCUAGACAUCGACUUCCGCAUUGAUGAUCCCAGCGGAAAACCAGAGGUCCAGCUGUCAUCCGUUUCCUCCGGCGACUGGUCCUUCGACGCGAAAAGGGAUGGCAAAUACCUCUACUGCUUUAGCAACGAGAAAUGGUCCGCCAAUUCCAAGGAAGUUUCCUUCAAUGUCCACGGCAUUGUUUACGUACCCGAAUCCGAUACUCCUGCCGAUCCACUAGAAGCAGAAGUCAAGAAGAUGUCCGAGGCGCUGGCGCAGGUCAAGGACGAGCAGGCCUAUAUCGUUGUCAGAGAGCGCACUCACCGUAAUACGGCAGAGAGCACAAAUGCUCGUGUCAAGUGGUGGUCUCUCUUCCAGCUUGGUGUCCUCAUCGGUGAGGGUGUUUUCCAGGUCUGGUGGUUAAAACGAUUCUUCGAGGUCCGUUCUCCAUCCCUGCUACAAGUAUACAACUAA